CUGCGUCAACCUCAUCGCAGCCGGAUUAUCCUGAAUUAUUCCAGUGAGCAUAGUGGUCCAUCGACACAGGAAGAGACUCGACAUUUCGUUCAGGAGUAGUGAAAAUAAUGGAAAACCCGAUUGAAGAGCUCGCCGGUGUUGUUCUUUCAGUCACAGAACCCUCAACCGAUGAGAUUUUCAGAAACAUCGACAAAUAUUAUACCGAAGAUGCAGCAAUCUUUUACCCAGUUUUCAAUCAGAUAUUCACUCGCAACGGGCGCGAAAAUCUCAAAGCGGCAUACCAAUGGAGACAAACCUUUACUUAUAACAGUCGAAUCAAAUUCAACGCAGUCAUGGUGAAUCAAGAGCAAACUCAAGCAACAGUUGAUAUCAUUCAAAAGCUGAGCUUCCGUCUCUUGCCGGUUAGAGCGUUUGAUGUACGGUUUAAUUAUAUCAUUCGAUUGGGUUUGCGGAAAUGCCCAUGUGAUGGAAAAUAUCGGAUUUUUCGUCAACAAGAUAACUUCCCAAGUGAUCUCACAAUGUCGGGAAUCCCUUUACCUCAGUUUGUCAGAAUCAUAAACGAUGUCAUCAAGGCCUAUGCCUGGCUGUUCGUUGUUUUUAUUGGACACAUCUUGAUGAUGUUGGGAAUUCCUUAGCAAUCUUGAAUUCUACAUCUCAAACUUCUAGGCAAGAACGGUGAGGGGAGGAUAGUUGUGGUAGAACGCGCGCAAAGCAUCACAGCAGUCUGAUAUGUUACAUAUCCACUCCAUUUUGGAAACCAAAUUUAAAUUUCGGAGAAUCUGAUUUCAAAGGUCUUUAGGUCGCCUAGCGAUAUCCUGAAAACCUCAACAAGACAACUCACACGCGACUUGUCUUGCGAGUUCUUAAGCCUUUUUGAAUUGACGUACUUACGAUUUGAA
Molecule: messenger RNA, 899 nt
Organism: Puccinia graminis f. sp. tritici CRL 75-36-700-3
Lineage: Eukaryota; Fungi; Basidiomycota; Pucciniomycetes; Pucciniales; Pucciniaceae
Exons: 6
Coding region: 108-635 (175 amino acids)
Source: RefSeq, a predicted model, not a curated record